UUUUUCUGGCCAUCGAUACACACACAGACAAAGUGGCGGAAAUGACAACGACAACAAGUGGAUACCUACGAAACGAAUCCGAAUAAAAUUGUUUUCAUAUUGAAAAGAUUAAUUCCAAGUAUUUGUACUUACUUACAAAAUGUCUGAAAAUGUUAACAUUGAUCUCUCCGGAGAAAUUAAUGCUACUACAGAAAAGAAAGGGUUCCAAAAGUAUGUGAAUGAUAUGGAAUUGUUGCUUCAGCAUGUUCGUAGUGGAGCUGGUCCUGCCCUGCUCAUGGGAGUUCUUGCAUCACGGAGACCAUGGACCCAGUUUGUGGCCACUGACAACUUUAAGGUUCCUCCAUCAGUACCUCGAUUAUCCCGGCGAUUUUAUAGAAAUGUGGAAUACUUUCAAGCCAAUUACUUGAUGGUCUUUCUUGGAUUAUUUGCAUAUUGUUUGAUUACUUCACCUCUUCUCUUGAUUGCUAUGGUGGCCAGCUUUUUUGGCUACAGGAAACUUACAGCUGGUCCUAGUACUUGGAAGGUGAGAGUAGAUGAUCUACCCUAGAUUGGUGGAUGGGAGUUGAGUAAAACCCAACAGUAUGCAGUAGCAGCUGGAUGCUCCAUGGCAUUGUGUUGGUUAGCUGGUGCCGGCGCAGUACUUUUCUGGGUUUUAGGUGCCACAGUUACGGUAGUAGCUCUUCAUGCAAGCUUUUUUGAUGCAGAAGCUCUACCUCAGUCUGAGGACCCAGAGCAGUUCCCGAUGAUAGAGCAGGUGUGACACGGAGAAUUACCGCUAUUCUUACCCCAGCCUGGUCGCAACUCUCAGAUAUUCAAUUAAAUGGAAUCUAAUGGAAGUAGUAGACUAGUUAGACUGGGUACUUUAUUUGUAUUGGUAUUCUUAGUGGUGUGUGCACAUAUUUCACAUAACUUAUUUAGUUCAUCAAUUUUUAGAAAUUGAUUACUGGACACAAAACUUAAAAAAAGAUACAUUUUCAUAUUAUUGUAAUUUAUUUUAUCACGGUUAAUUAAAAUAUGAAGACUUGAAAAGAUGAGGCUUGUAUUUUAUUAUAAUGUAUUGGAAAUUAGCCCACAUUCAUAUUCAUAAGCUGAUAUGCUUCCUAAUAUGUUGAGAUUAGUAGUAUUUUAAAUAGGCGGGUCUUAGACGUUGCUGCUAUUCAAUAUGAAUAAUAAGUGCAAAUAUUUCUAUUUAAUUAACUUUAAAUAAUCAUCUACAUCAUCAAAGAUAUUACAUAUGUAACUUCCUUGUUUUGUAAUAUUUUACUAUAUGUGUAUCUGUAAAUAUUUUUCACUGUAUUUAUGUGUAAAUAAAACUUAAUAAUA
Messenger RNA from Spodoptera exigua (beet armyworm), 1323 nucleotides. The record is from the annotation of a GenBank genome assembly. Lineage: Eukaryota; Metazoa; Arthropoda; Insecta; Lepidoptera; Noctuidae.